CGGCCGGUGCUUACCGGCGCCUUUUUUCCCCCCCCUCCCCUCCCCCUCCCCUCCCGUUUGCCCCGGCGGCGGCGGCGGUCGCCCCGUUCCUUUUCUUUCCUUCCUCACCGCCCCCCCCCCCUCUUCCCCCCGCCCCGGCCCCGUUCCCCCGCAGCCGGGCGGGGGAGGAGGAUGGAAACACCCUUCUACCAUGAUGAUGUGUUGAGCGGCCUCGGCAGCGGCUUCGCCCCGUCCUCCGGUAGCAGCGGGCUCCUCCUGCCCUUCCCCGGCGGCGGCAGCAUGAUGAAGAAGGACGCUCUCGGAAUGGCCUUACCGGAGCAGGUGGCUGCGGCUUUGAAAGCACCGGGUUCGGCGAGCGGUGAAGCGGCGGGAUUGCUGGGUUCGGCCGAACUGGGUUUGCUGAAGUUGGCGUCUCCCGAGCUGGAACGGCUCAUCAUCCAGUCCAACGGGUUGGUGACCACCACCCCGACCAGCGGGCAGUUCCUCUACCCCAAAACGGCCGCGUCCGAGGAGCAGGAGUUCGCCGAGGGGUUCGUUAAAGCGCUGGAGGACUUGCACAAGCAGAACCAGCUGGGCGGCGGCGCGGCGGGGAGCGGCGGCGGCGGCGGAGGAGGCGGCGGCGGCGGUGGAGGAGGAGGAGGAGGAGGCAGCGGCGCGGGCGAGCUGCCCGCCGCCGGUCUGGCCCCGGAGCCUCCGGUGUACGCCAACCUCAGCAGCUACCCGGCGGUGAGCUACGCCGCCGAUCCCGGCCCCUUCGCCGCGCCUCCUCCGCGGCUCCCCCCGCCGCCGCCUCCACCACCUCCUCCACCGCCACCACCGUUAAAGGACGAACCUCAGAUCGUCCCGGAGGUGCCGAAUUUUGGGGAAAGCCCACCCCUUUCCCCCAUCGAUAUGGACACGCAGGAACGUAUCAAGGCGGAACGAAAAAGGCUGAGGAACCGCAUCGCCGCUUCCAAAUGCCGUAAGAGGAAGCUGGAACGAAUCUCCCGCCUGGAGGAGAAGGUGAAGAGCCUCAAGAGCCAGAACACGGAGCUGGCCUCCACCGCCAGCCUGCUCCGGGAGCAGGUCGCCCAGCUCAAGCAGAAGGUCCUCAGCCACGUCAACAGCGGCUGCCAGCUCCUGCCCCAGCACCAGCACCAGGUGCCGGCUUACUGACCCCCCCCCCGCCUCCCCCACGGGGGGACCGAGGGGAAUUCCCCUCACGUUUCCCCGCGAACGGACUUGAGGGGGGUGAGGGGAGGGAGAGGACGGUGUUCCUGAGGUGGGGGAUGGCGGAGGGGGAAGCUGUGGGGGCUGCCCAGCGAACGGACUGAGGGGGAGCCCGAGCCGCCCCCCCCCCCACACACUCCCCACCCGCGCCCCCGCCGGGACUGGCGGGCCCCCGCGCCCGAGACAUUCCAGUCAGGCCCCAGUAAAACCCCGCGACACGGA
This is a messenger RNA of Harpia harpyja (harpy eagle), 1431 nucleotides long. It is a transcript of the gene JUND, whose product is annotated as JunD proto-oncogene, AP-1 transcription factor subunit. Gene Ontology annotation, biological process: regulation of cell cycle; regulation of transcription by RNA polymerase II; regulation of cell population proliferation. The record is from RefSeq and is a predicted model, not a curated record. Gene Ontology annotation, cellular component: transcription regulator complex. Bases 172 to 1155 code for a protein of 327 amino acids. Gene Ontology annotation, molecular function: DNA-binding transcription factor activity, RNA polymerase II-specific; RNA polymerase II cis-regulatory region sequence-specific DNA binding; transcription factor binding. NCBI's taxonomy places the organism in Eukaryota, Metazoa, Chordata, Aves, Accipitriformes, Accipitridae. The transcript has a single exon.